AUGCCAAAAACAAAGAAAAAGUCCAAGAAACAACUGGAGGAUGAGUUACAGAAGGCAGCAGAAGAGCAACGGCGCCAUGAAGAAAAAGAACGUCUGUUCAAGUUGGAGGAGGAUGCUCUGGCUGCCCAUCGGGAGCGCCUGGAAAUUGAGCUGGAAGGUAAGAACCGCGUGUUAGAAGCGGAGCGAUUAGAGGAGGAGCAAGAGAUUGUUGCUCGAAUGAAGGGGGAGCGGAAGCGAUGCCUAGACUAUGAGCAGUCAAAGCUCCAAGAGAAGAUUGAAUGGCAGAAGUUCGUGUCCUGCACGUCACGCCCGAAUGUCAUGUUUGAAAGCGAGAUUACCACAUAUGUCACGAUGGUUCGUGAGGAGAAAUCAGAUCGGGAGUCCAUGGAGUCUGCCAUCGAGAAGUGCAAGGCCGCAGAGGAGGUUGUCGGUGACCUCCUGGAAUUGUACUGCAAAGCUUGCGAAGAGGGCGAUGUCAUCAGACAAGACUGGUGCAUGCACUACAUCGCAGAGAUCCGCGAACUGGAAAUCGAGUUGAUAGAUGCAGCAACGGCGCAUUUGCUACUAUACAUCGAGAAGCAGGAAGCGAACACAUAUUCACAGGUGUACCUGCAGUGGGGCAAUGCUAUUGAUGCUUUGAAGGUCGGAUUUUGGGGCCACUUGCAAAGCAAGGGGUUCCGUGCCAAGUCCAUCGAGCACAGCAAGAUUCAGAUAGGACUAGAUCUGCCCAAAGCGAUUCAGAUGCAGUCCGCCGGACAUUGCAUUGGUGUGCGGUCCUUGUACACGACCUUCGACAGUGCACAGGGUAAAGACCCACAAAUGGGAAUAGGAGGAAUGAUCCGUGUGGACUUGUUGUCGAUUCCUCCAUUCAGCAAAAAGGUCAAAGGCUGGACCAUCCGUCAGGUCCCUGCUCCUGGCAAGGAACUCAUGAAGCUGCCUUAUCCGAACACGGAGCACACCACGGCCAGUACUGCGAUCGCAGCUCCCUGCAAGAUUGACUACAAGGUUCCAGCCCACGUGCUGGUCAGCAAGAGCCCUGUGGUCUCCUGGUGGGAUGCAUCGCUGGAGCGCUGGUCAACAGAAGGUAUUAGCGAAAUUACUUGGGAGGAGGACACACGCAAGAUCUCCUUCUUCACUGCACGGCUUGCAUCUUUUUCCAUUACGCAGGAGAGGCACAUUGACCUGCCCUACAAACACUGGAACAUGAGGCCAUGUGAUGAUCUCACCGUGGAGCUGACAGUGCAGGCGGCCAGGUACGAGCUUCGUUUCAUGAUCUCGGAGGAUGGUCUGAGGCUCAAGGGGCCUCAGAUGCCUGAGCUGCUGGACGUGAUGUUUGAAGCUGGCAGUGGCGAGGCGGGUGGCCUCAGCGGCCGUCGACCUCGUGUGCGCAGCCCGGCGACUCUCUUGAAUGAGCUUCGAGAGUGUGGCUUGAAUCUGAUGCCCAAGAACUCGGAUGCCGACCAGCUCGAGGGCUACACGCCGAAGCAUCCAGAAACGCAGGCUCGUGCAUACUCCGAUCUGAGCGAAAUCGCGGCAUACUACGACAUCGCCUCGUCCGUGCACAACAAGGACUUGCCGGCAGAGCGUGCGCUCGUGCGCAUUCGAGAAAAUGAGUUGCACGAGGUUUUCAAUCCAAUGGAUCCAGAUGGUGAUGCUGACUAUCAAGCCCUGAUGUUCUUCCCAGACAAGUGCUGUUUUGUACAGUCGCUCGAAGGGAUUUCGCCAUGCAGGGAGGCCAUGGCGCCAGGCCAUGUGACCCAUUCGAGCCUAUAUCUUUGCUUCGACAAGCACCCGUCGCCGGGGCCUGCUCACUCCGAGCAACUUCAACGUUUGGAAGUAACGACAUCCACAGUCCGUUUCGUGGAGGCAGUGCGGCAAACGAUGCAACUUAUGCAUCUCCUUUCGUUCGUGUGA
Symbiodinium necroappetens is the source of this 1914-nucleotide messenger RNA. Lineage: Eukaryota; Dinophyceae; Suessiales; Symbiodiniaceae. The record is from the annotation of a GenBank genome assembly.